AUGCGUCACGCGUGCGCUGGCGCAAUCGCACCGCACGCGCUCGUGAAAGAGGUCGAGAGUCGAGCCCCGCACAAGAAUCCGAUCAAGGUGGACGGCGCGGCGCGCGGUCUGCCGAGCGGCGUGGGCGCGCCUUCCAUUGCUUCGCAGCAGGAUGCGGAAUUGACGGAGAAACGCGACAGCUGUCAUGCAGGAUGUGAAGCAUUUGAGAAAAGAAGCAAUAUGGAAUUUUGUAUGAAAGAACUUUUGUAUGGUUUAUUGCCUUUCCUUUACCCUACAUUUUGGACUUUGCUUUUUAUUUCCUUGUUUGGUCACCGAAAUUGUGAUGGCUACAAAGGCUAUUCUCGGCCCUGCAUCCGCGUGGUGCGGUAUUUGUGUGCAUUGUGCGUCGGCGUCGGCAACUACACACCUGAGAGCGCGCCUCACACAUCCAUCCACUCCCUUCUCUGCGCCGCGAGGAGAUCCCGGAGCCCUUGCGGGCGCUUGGCGGCACCUGCGGCCUGCAAGCGGUGA
This is a messenger RNA of Gryllus bimaculatus (two-spotted cricket), 510 nucleotides long. The record is from the annotation of a GenBank genome assembly. NCBI's taxonomy places the organism in Eukaryota, Metazoa, Arthropoda, Insecta, Orthoptera, Gryllidae.